This is a messenger RNA of Drosophila innubila, 2520 nucleotides long. It is a transcript of the gene Fatp2, whose product is annotated as long-chain fatty acid transport protein 4. Gene Ontology annotation, molecular function: long-chain fatty acid-CoA ligase activity; long-chain fatty acid transmembrane transporter activity. Lineage: Eukaryota; Metazoa; Arthropoda; Insecta; Diptera; Drosophilidae. Gene Ontology annotation, biological process: triglyceride homeostasis. Gene Ontology annotation, cellular component: endoplasmic reticulum. The record is from RefSeq and is a predicted model, not a curated record. The transcript has 6 exons. The coding region runs from base 330 to 2429 and encodes 699 amino acids.
AGUUGACGAGCUGAGCUGUUGGCUUAAAGACGCAUCCGAGAAGCAGUUAUCCGUAUCUGAAAGAUGCAGCUUUAAACUGAGUCGAAUAUAGCGGAAAUUGUGUGUGCAUUCUAAGGUUCUAAUUUUGCUGCAAUUGGAAUUCACAUCUCACCCAAGUCUAAUUACCCGCAAUUUCAUUUUGAAAGUAACAAAACAAAAAAAAGCGAAAAAAGUGCAAACUGACUGCUUAAUUAGCUAGAGUGUCAGUUGCUGUUAAUCAACGCUGUUAAUGCCACUGUUAACUGUCUGUUAACUGACUCUUGUUGUGUGGAUCACAUCGGAAUCGCAAAAUGAAUGAUGCUGUUGCCCCUGGCCACAGUCCAACAGCCUUGAACUCCACACAGAACCUACGGAACGAAGUAGAAAUCAGCAUAGAGAAGGUCAGACAUACGAGUAAACCCAAAAGUGAAGGCGGCUUCUGCCGCUGGCUGCUGUUCCUCCUGAUGAUACCUUUCCUAGGAGCGGGCACAGGGUUGCUCUGGCACUAUCAAGGUGCCUGGCAUGGACUGGCUGCACUCUACGGCAGUUUAAUGUUGCUGCUGUUGGUUAAGCCCGGCUGGCGCUGGUUCUACAUAGCUGCAGUCACGACUCCGCGUGACACGAUUGCGCUGAUUGCCUACAUUCGUGUGAUGUUGUUUGUGAAGCGACAGGAGCGCAAGAAUCUCAACGUGGGUGACAUCUUCGAGGCGAAUGUGGCUCAGCAUCCGGAUAAGUUGGCCAUCGUCAGCGAGUCCCAACAAUGGACAUUCCGACAGUUGAACGAGCAUGCAAAUCGUGUGGCGAAUGUUUUUCAUAGCCACGGCUAUAAAAAGGGUGAUGUGGUGGGUCUGCUGCUGGAGAACCGUGCCGAGUUUGUGGCCACCUGGCUGGGUCUCUCGAAGAUCGGCGUCAUCACGCCACUCAUCAACACGAAUCUGCGUGGCGCCUCACUUCAGCACAGCAUCAAAGUGGGCAACUGCACCGCACUAAUCUACGGCAUCAGCUAUAGAACGGCUGUCAUGGAUAUAGCCAAAGAUUUGCCAGCCCAUGUGGGUCUCUAUCAGUUCAACGAUGAGACGCAUUCAACGGAAGCCAGCGAUGGUCUCACUCAGGGUUUGGCACAACAACUGAACGCACUAUUGGACGCGGCACCCAAGGAUAAGGUAGCUGCAGGUGCUACACGUCCCGAUCAUCAGGAUAAACUGGUCUAUAUCUAUACAUCGGGCACCACAGGACUACCCAAGGCAGCUGUCAUCACGCAUUCACGGUACUUCUUCAUUGCCGCUGGCAUACACUACGCAUUGGGUUUCCGGGACAAUGAUGUGUUCUACACGCCGUUGCCCCUCUACCACACAGCUGGCGGUGUGAUGAGCAUGGGACAGGCGUUGCUCUUUGGCUCCACGGUGGUCAUACGAAAGAAGUUCAGUGCCUCGGGCUACUUUGCCGACUGUGCCCGCUUCAACUGCACGAUUGCACAGUACAUUGGCGAGAUGGCCAGGUAUAUAUUGGCCACACCGACGACGUCACAUGACCGACAACAUCAGGUGCGAAUGGUCUUUGGUAAUGGAUUGCGUCCGCAGAUCUGGACGCAGUUUGUGGAGCGCUUUAAGAUUGCCAAGGUGGGUGAAUUCUAUGGCGCAACGGAGGGCAAUGCGAAUAUUAUGAACAAUGAUAGCACCGUGGGCGCCAUUGGAUUUGUCUCUCGCAUAUUGGCGCAGCUGUAUCCCAUUUCCGUAAUACGCGCCGAUCUUCACACGGGAGAACCUAUUCGCAAUGAGAAGGGUCUCUGUGAGUUGUGUGGCGUUCUGGAGCCGGGCGUCUUCAUUGGCAAGAUUGUUAAGGGCAAUCCAUGCCGGGAGUUCCUCGGCUAUGUGGAUGCCAAGGCCUCGUCCAAGAAGGUUGUGUACGACGUCUUCUGCAAAGGUGACAUGGCAUUCAUAUCGGGGGAUUUACUGGUGGCCGAUGAGCGCGGCUACCUAUACUUCAAGGAUCGGACGGGUGACACGUUCCGCUGGAAAGGCGAGAAUGUGUCCACCAGCGAGGUGGAGGCCCAGCUGAGCAAUCUGGUCGGCUACAAAGACACCAUUGUCUACGGCGUAAGCAUACCCCAGACGGAGGGACGUGCCGGCAUGGCGGCCAUCUAUGAUCCAACUCGUGAGGUGAACGUGGACACAUUGGGCACUCAGCUCUCCACAACGUUGCCCAACUAUGCUCGUCCCAUAUUCCUGCGCUUCCUGCGACGCAUUGAUCUAACUGGCACAUUCAAACUUCGCAAGGUGGAGUUACAGCAGCAGGGAUUCAAUCCUGCAGCCAUCGAGGACGAAUUGUUUUAUGUACAACCAAAUGGCAGCUAUGCGCCACUUACCGAAAGCAUAUUCCAGAGCAUACAACGCAAUGAGGUGCGAUUUUGAGCAUAAGAUAAGCUAGGAUUAGCUUAGGUUUAGUUUUAGUUGAUAGAUUCGUGUAUUGUGCUAGUGUAUUAAAUAUAUAAAUCUUACAGGC